Messenger RNA from Myotis daubentonii (Daubenton's bat), 1493 nucleotides. RefSeq names its product caspase recruitment domain-containing protein 14-like. The record is from RefSeq and is a predicted model, not a curated record. NCBI's taxonomy places the organism in Eukaryota, Metazoa, Chordata, Mammalia, Chiroptera, Vespertilionidae.
CUGAUUACUAUAAUCGUGUUGCAUUCAUUUCCCUUAUGCGCAGGCACACCAUUUCCCUCCACUAAUAUCAGCAGUGAAUAUUUUAGUAGCUGAUGGCCACCUCAUUAGUCCUGGACUGACUUUUUUGGUGUGCGCAACAGGAAAUAUCUUGCUCUCGGAAAACAAGAAAAAUAGGUUUAUUUGCAUUACGCUUAUUCAUUUGUGCAGUUAUCCAGUGUCUGCCCUUUGUUUUCAGCAUGUCUCUAUCGGAAUACACCUACUUUUCAAAGAAAAUUGAAGCUUUUGUUUUUUUUGUGGCCACACGCACUUGCACCUUGUUUAUUUGGCCCGUGUUGGCCUGUGAGUGUGACAGGCUUGGCUUAGAGACUUCCGGACUAAUGGUGAGGACGGAAGAGGCUGCAGAAUGAGUCCUGAUGGUGCCAGGACGUCAUCCGAGGGAUUUAUCACGAACCAGGCCAGCUGUUCACAAGCGGGAGAGCAUCUCCCCCACGCUGAGGCCAGAUGCGCAGGCAGUUUCCAGAAGCUUCCCAUGGCUCUUGCAACUCCGCACACAGCCCUGCUGUGAGAAUGUGCCGGGGCUCAGUGAUGCGUGCAGGCUCAUGUGAGGCGUCGGCCAGGCGGGCUUGCCUGUCAGACCUGCUGUGCAGCUCAGACCGCCCCAGCGUCCCUUCUGCAGGACCAGGAAGCGCAGCAUGGAGCCGGUCCCGCGGAGAGCAGGUCCGGCCAUGGCGGAGCUGCACCGCACGCAGUCCUCGCUGGCAGCCCUGGACGAGGAGACGCUGUGGGAGGUGACGGAGAGCCACCGCCCCAGGAUCGUGCGCCGCAUCUGCCCCAGCCGCCUCACCCCCUACCUGCGCCAGGCUAAGGUGCUGGGCCACCUGGCCGAGGAGGUGCUGCCCAGCCCCGGUUCACCAACUCAGCCAUGAGAAUCGGUGAGCCUGGGGGGGGGGGGGGGGGCGCGACCCUGUGUUAGUUUCUCUGGGGCCGCCCUAACAAACGACCACAAAAUCGGUGGCCAGGGACCGCAGAACUGGGUUCUCUCACAGUUUGGUGGCUGAAGGUCAGAAGUUAAGGUGUGGGCAGGGCCCCCUCCUUCCGGUGGCUCCAGGGGAGGACCCUUCCUGCCUCUUCCAGCUUCUGGUGGCCCCGUCGCUCCAGCCUCGGCCUGGUCUACAUGCCCUCCCUGCGUCUCUCUCUCUCCUGACACUUGCCCUUGGACAGGCCCCCCGCUCACGGGUCACACCAGUUACACCUGCAAAGACCCUUCCUCCAAGUCAGGUCCCACUGGCCGGCUCCAGGCAGACACUCUUGGGGGCCAGCCCACCUGUUCCAGCCCAACUGACUGUUUAUUCAUGAAAGCCGGGAAGCUCAUAGCAUCACCAUAUCAGCUUCUUAGGAGAAUUGAGUCAGUUUCUAAGAUACUUGUCUCAAAGCCCGGUCAGGGCCGGGUGGUGGAGAGCAGGCGGUGGGCGGUAGCUUCUGACAGGAUACUU